AUGGAGGCAUCAAGAAAACCUCAGGGUAACCCCAUGAGCGCAGCCUUGCAGAUGACGGCGUUCGGUCUUGCUCUUCUCUCAACCCUCUUCCUGCUCCUUGCCACCUGCACCGACUGCUGGAUGGUGAAUGCUGAUGACAGCUUGGAGGUAAGUCACAAAUGCCGGGGGCUUUGGAGGGAGUGUGUCACCAACAUGCAGGACGGGGUCAGGACCUGUGACCAGUAUGACUCCAUUUUGGCAGACCAUCCAGUGAAGAUUGUGGUGACGCGGACCCUGCUGAUUGCAGCAGACCUCCUGGCUGGCCUGGCUUUGGCUACAUUGCUCCUUGGGCUCGACUGCAUCAAGUUUCUCAAGGAAGAGCCUCGUGUCAAACUGAAGAUGUGCUAUGGGGCCGGUGUCAUCCUCAGCAUUGGGAGCAUCCUGGGUCUUGUGGGCUCUGUGUGGUAUGCGGUAGACGUCUACAUGGAGAGAGCCAUGCUGGUGUCGCACAACAUCUUCCUGGGAGUCCACUACGAUUUUGGGUGGUCGUGCUGGCUGGGGAUGGCUGGCUCGACAGGCUGCUUCAUGGCGUCCGUCCUGCUGACCUGCUGCCUCUAUGCCUGUGCAGGUCAGUCUGCCCUGUCCCCCCCAAGCCCACCUGAAGUAGCCUUUUGCCCUGCAGGGAUCUGUGACACAACCCCGACUCUUUUCCUGGCAGAACCCAGCAGCCGCUGGCAACCCCAGAGGCUUCCCCAGCCCCGAACGGCCACCAGCAAGAUGUACGCCAUGGACUCCCGCGUGUGA
Molecule: messenger RNA, 783 nt
Organism: Egretta garzetta (little egret)
Lineage: Eukaryota; Metazoa; Chordata; Aves; Pelecaniformes; Ardeidae
Product: claudin-16
Exons: 6
Coding region: 1-783 (260 amino acids)
Biological process (GO): cell adhesion; bicellular tight junction assembly
Cellular component (GO): bicellular tight junction; plasma membrane
Molecular function (GO): structural molecule activity
Source: RefSeq, a predicted model, not a curated record